UCGCCCAGCUUUGAAACGGUCGUUUCUUGACUUGCAGAGGAAACAGCUAGAGAGGCGUACUUUUUAUUAUUUCCAGCGAAGAUUGGCAAAGGGGGCAAACCCCACUGAAAUGUUGGGGCGGGGGGGGAUUGACACGCAUAUACAGGAAUGGAGUACUGUGCGUCUUCCUAACCCUUUCACGGACAGCGUCUCAACUCUUAACUGAGGAAAGAAAACCGAACAGUAUACAAGCAUGUUUUGCCCAGUUAAGGUGCACAGCGUUGGAAUGAAACGAAGCUGCUCGAAAAGGGUAAAACUGACCGAAAAGAAAAAGGCGAGCGUCUGAGGGCAAGCAGGGCACCAGAGGGAGCGGGGGCGUAAAGAAUGCGGCCGGGUGUCACACGGACGGAAAAACAACAAACACGCCAAGGGGAGACGGCCGGCCUGGACUCUGUCCUCGCUUCAGCCCUGCGACGGCAGGCGCGUGUGGAGAAGCUUUUCUCGUACGUGAACUGACGGCGGCGGUAGCGCCCUCGCUAUCCCCCCUCGCGCCCCUGCGGAGACGGAGGGCGCAGGAGAAGGAAGGAGGACGAGGAGGCGGGGGGAAACUGUAACGCCAGGAGCAGGAGGAGGAGGAGGAGGAGGAAGUAGCGGCGACCGACGAGAAGGGAGCUUGGCGGAGGCGGAGCCGGCGCUUGAGCCCGGCCGGCCUGCACUCGGCUCAUUACGACGGCCGCCACCGGCAGCAGCAGCAGCAGCAGCAUUUGGCUGCCUUCGGAAAUGGGUCUUGAAAGUUAAUGAGUCUGGAUAAGGUGCAUCAAUGUGGAAGCAUCGGUUUCAUACGUUUUAGGGACAGAUCUGUGGUACACUCAAGAAUAAACAAUCCCUACCAGAAUUGCUGCAUUUCAUAAUGAAGAAAAUUAGUCUCAAGACCAUUCGUAAAUCUUUUAACUUAAAUAAAAGCAAAGAUGACAGUGACUUUGUUGUGGUUGCACAGCCAUCAUUAAAUGAUUUUGGAAAAGAUGACUCCUUGUUUGCAGGCUGUUAUGGUAAAGAUUUGGCUACCUGUGACAUGAACGGCGAAGAUGAGAAAGGUGGCAAAAACAGAUCAAAGAGCGAAAGCUUAAUGGGUACAUUAAAAAGACGACUUUCAGCAAAACAGAAACAAAAAGGUGGAAAGGGCAGCACACCAUCUGUGAGCUCUGCUGAUGAAGAUACCUUUUCUUCUUCUUCUGCUCCAAUAACUUUCAAAGAGGUAAGAGCUCAAAGACCUCUUCGGUCCACAUCCCUCCGAAACCACCACUAUAGUCCAACACCAUGGCCUCUUCGUCCAACAAACUCAGAAGAAACAUGUAUAAAAAUGGAAGUGAAAGUAAAGGCCUUGGUCCACUCGACAAACCCAAGCCCUGCACUGAAUGGUGUACGCAAAGAUUUCCAUGACUUGCAGCCAGACAGCAGGUUCCAUGAACAAAACAGUGCAUUCAAAAGUACAGAAUCUCAGAAUGGAGAUUUGCAUCUUCAUAUUGAUGAACACGUGCCUGUAGUUAUUGGACUUAUGCCUCAGGACUACAUUCAGUACACUGUGCCUUUAGAUGAGGGAAUGUAUCCUUUGGAAGGAUCACGUAGUUACUGUCUGGAUAGUUCCUCACCCAUGGAGGUUUCGACGGUUUCUUCUCAAAUGGGUAGUAGUACGUUUCAUGAAGAAGAGGUUUCAGUGAAUCAAGACGUAGUAGUUGCUCCAGAUAUCUUUGUGGACCAAGCAGUAAACGGUUUAUUGAUUGGUACAACAGGAAUCAUGUUGCAAAGUCCAAGAGUUAAUGAAGUUCCCCCACUCUCGCCAUUGCUACCUCCAAUACAGAAUAAUCAAAUCCAAAGGAACUUUAGCAGCCUGAAUGGCACAGAUGUCCAUGUGGCUGAAAGUAUGCGCUGCCAUUUGAAUUUUGAUCCUAACUCUGCACCAGGAGUUGCAAGAGUCUAUGAUUCUGUACAAAAUAGUGGUCCGAUGGUUGUAACAAGUCUCACAGAGGAACUUAAAAAACUGGCGAAACAAGGAUGGUACUGGGGUCCGAUCACACGAUGGGAAGCAGAGGGGAAAUUAGCGAAUGUUCCCGACGGUUCAUUUCUUGUACGAGACAGCUCUGAUGACCGCUACCUUUUAAGUCUGAGUUUCCGUUCUCAUGGUAAAACACUUCAUACUAGAAUUGAGCAUUCAAAUGGUAGGUUUAGCUUUUAUGAACAGCCCGAUGUGGAAGGACAUACUUCUAUAGUUGAUCUAAUUGAACACUCGAUUAGGGACUCUGAAAAUGGUGCAUUUUGCUAUUCGAGAUCUCGAUUACCUGGAUCUACAACUUACCCAGUCAGACUAACUAAUCCAGUAUCUCGUUUCAUGCAAGUGCGUUCCUUGCAGUAUCUCUGUCGCUUUGUUAUACGUCAGUAUACCAGAAUAGAUCUGAUUCAGAAACUGCCUUUGCCAAACAAAAUGAAGGAUUAUUUACAAGAAAAGCACUACUGAAGCUUAUGGGAAACUUGCAGCUUGCACUUUGGGAAUAACAACAACAACAAAUAAAAGAGUGGUUGAUACACAGUUUACAAACUUAAUUAUUACCUGGGAUUUUUUUGCUGCCAUAAUUUCAUUUUUGUGCAUAAAGAAAAAAAUGCAUUUUGAGUUUAAUGGAUAUUUGGGGGUUUUCUUUUUUUUUAAACGAUCUCAAAGCAUUUUUUAGAAGAGUAAAAUAACUAUAUUUCAUUCAGUGUGCAAAAUAAUCACAAUGUGAAUGAUAAAUAUUGUCCUUAAACUCCCCAUUUCCUUUGCUGCUAAUCCACUGUGAUUUUUAUGCAUUUGAAGCACAUUUCAUGUGUUUUCAACCAUACGUAAAAAAUUGAAACUUGAUGGGAUAUAUUUUGUCAUUUUCAAAUAGUCUGGGGUUUUUUUUGUUUUUUUCUUAAUUUUAAAAAAGGUUUGGGGUAAAAUAAUACCGGUGUACCAAAUUUGGAUACAUGCUUAAAAUGAUCCCCUAAUAUCUAAUUAAAAACAUAUAACUGUGGGUUGGAGGGAAUAUGUGAUCCAAUACAGUUAUGCAUCAUACAUUUUGAAAGCUUCCUAUCUCCUAAGCAGUUCCAUAAUUGCAGAUGUUGCUUUGUUUCUUUUGUUCAUUCUUAAGCAUUUUUAAAUUUGAAAAUAGCCUUUGAAAAUGAAUACUGGAAGUCAUUAAUAAUAUUCAAACAAAAAGCUAAAUAUACUUAAAACAUUGAAAAUGUUUUGAAGGGGUUAUAGAAAUUGGAUUUAAAUAAAACUAUUCAGGUAAUUUCAGAACUCUGAGAUUUGUCUCAACAGAAUUUUUUAAAAAAUGAUGUAGCAUUGAAUUUAAAAAUACAGGUAGUCCUCAACAUAACCAUUUGUCAAGCAUCUGUUUGAAGUUAUGACCCUGAAAAUCCUGACUAGUUAGUCCUUGAAGUUAGGACCACCAUAGCAUCCCCAUGGUCACAUGAUCAAAAUUCAGUUGCUUGGUAUGUAUUCCCGACAGUUGGGGCAUCCUGGGGUCAUGUGAUCCACCCAGCUAGCUUUUGACAAGCAAAGUCAUGGACCAGAUUCAGUUAAUGACCACACACUUAACUACAGUGAUUCUCUUAAUAACCAUUGCAAAAAAAAUAAUGACGUUGGACGGAUUAGUAACAGAAAUUCUGAUUCUAGUUGUGGUCGUAAGUUGAGCACUACCUGUAUCCUGUAAUUAAUACAACAAUUGGACCUUAAAUAAUAGGGAUUUAAAUUCCAUUAAUUUCCUUGGAUGAGGUAACCACAUGUAUAAUCUUUUCCCAUGGAAAAUAAAAAGAUUAAGAAGUACUUAAUUUUGGCCUUAGUUUUAAAUGUCCUUUCCUUUUAUUGUUCAGCAUUAAUUUAUCAUCAUUAUCAUUUAGUUUAAUUGGCAAAUAAAGAGAACCAAAAUUAACCCCAAAUAUUAUUCUUGAAAUAAAAAUUCGUGUUUUAAAAUUGAAGACUGUGACAUUAAAUAGCAAAAUAGUCGCCAUAGGAAAUAUUCAAGUGCAUUGCCACUUUCAUUCAAAUAAAUUCUUAUUUGGAAAAAAAAAAAAAGGAAAAUCUAUACAAUUUUGGAUACUUAUAAUGGGAUAAUCUGCCAGGAACAAGAAGAUUUCCAUAGCCUUAGUAUAUUGUUUUUUCUCACUUUAGUGAGGUUUGCAUAGGAGAAAUUUCCAAUGACUUCAAAGCCCUAUAGCCUAAACCCAAUUUUGAAGAACACCUUCACCUCUUUUGAUGAAAAAUUGGAAAAAGUUGAUGUUAAUUGGCUCCAUUGCCUUCAAUAGGCUUUAAGUCUGAUGGUGUUGUUUUGUGUAUGUUUUUGUAGAAAAAAAAUGCCAAUAGGUUUAUAAAGAAAUUAGAGCCUAACUGUUUAAAAAUAUUUGUGGUCAAAAGACAUUUUCUGCAAUUUGUUCCAUGAUGAACAUUAUACUAUGGAAGCAAAGUAUUUUUAUGUUUAUUAAGAGUUUCUGUGAACCAAAAUCUUAACAAGUAGGAAACUGUAUUCUGAAAUUUCUGAAUAAAAUCAUGCAAUUUGAGAGAGUGGUUUUAAAGUUACAGAAAUUAGUUUGUGCCACUGCAAUGUGUCUCAUUUGUUUUUGUUUGCAUUUUUCUAAUUUGAAUACUGAAUAUUUUACUGAUUAUUAAAACAUUUAAAGGGUGAUGAAAAUUUGAGAAAUCUUUAUUUUGGGAUACUUCACUCUUGCUUCUUCUACCUGUUUUGUGAUUUUUCUGAAUGAAUUUAUAUAAUUAAUAUUAUGGAGGUGCUGCAGUGGCCUGACAUCUUGGGUUGUGUGAGUCAAUAUGCUAAAUUUCUAUUUUUAAAAAACAUAUUUUUAGAUCAUAAUGUUUAAGAGUAUCAGAGACAAAGUAUGUCUUUUGUUCUGGGAUAUAGAGGGGGAAACAGCUCUCUUACCAAAUUACAGAAUAAUAGAUUUUGAAAACUAAAUUAUAUAAAGAGAGAUGUUCUUAAAUUCCUGCGCAAAAUUUUUCUAUAUAUGUGUGUAUAUCUUAGCUUUGCCAUUCUGAUAUUUAUGCAAAAUCUUCAUUUUUGUUUCUUAAUUUUUACUCCCAAGCAAGAUUACAAAUUUUAUAUAUAAAAGGCACAAUGAUAUAUGACGGUACCAUGUUUUGUCUAAUGAAGAAAAGGAAUUAUUUUCUACAGUAGGAAAGUACAUGUUAGAGUAUAAUCCUUGCCUCUAAGAAAUGUCAAAUAAGGACUGUUUAAUUAGUGGUAGAUGAAGAAAGUUCUCUGGAGUAACUAAUGUAUAUUAUGACAAAAAGUCCCAGUGUUUAACAAAGAAUGAUUUGAGGGACUAUGAUGGUAUUACAAUUCCAUAUUUAGAUUUUUAAUAGCCCAAUCCUAUUUUCAGCUAUAUGGUAGACUCUGAACCCGCUUACUACAUUUGUCGCCAUCUUUUUACAUCUUCAGUUCAUUAAUAUUAAAAAUACAUGCUUGUAUUGCACGCCUAGUCCUAUCCCUCACAGAACAAACAAGUUUUUCUCAUUAUAUAGAACUAGGAAAGACACCAUACAUUAGCAAAUGGCCAUGUGAAUGAGAAGGUCCUUCUUCAGUACCCUCCUUAACCUUUCUGUCUGCCCUUCAUUUUCCAGAGAGCCAGAUUAGAAUAGCUACAGCCAAUGUCAUGCACUAGUCCCUCAUUCACUGAACAAUAACAAAUAAAAUUAGAAGCAGAAAUGAGCCUUGAGUCACCUACAUUUGGCCGAGCAAGAAUUGUUCACCAAUAGGAGCAAAUCUGCUUUGAUCUUCUAGGCCAGGGGUGUCAAACUCACCAGGGUUGUGUUUGACUCCGGGGCCAGGGUGGGCGUCACUCAUGUUGGCGUCUGUGGUGGCCCAACUGCUCUGCUAACAAAAACAGGCCCCCGAGCUCCAUUUUCAGUCAUGACAGCCUUCUGCUGCCCUCUGCCAGUGAAAACUGAGCUUGUGGGGAUGUUGCCCCCCAAUCUUCCUUUUUACUGGCAGUGGGCAGCAGGCCAGUCCUUUGCUGUUUCUAGGGUGAUUCCAUGGGCAAGAUCUAAGCACCCCAAGGGUUGGAUCCAGCCCCUGGGCCUUGAGUUUGACACCUCCGUUCUAGCUUAUGAAGAGACAACCUAGCAAAGGCAAUGCUAUCUUUGUUUUCUGCUUUGGUUGGCUAUGGCAGCGGCUGGUUAGGUAGAAGGUUGGAAGAACUUGAGAAAUAAUCCACUUAGGUCUUCUGGGCGGCAGCUCUUUAAGGUAGUAAGACAAAUAGCUAUUGAUAAUUGUUUUGAACCUAAUCUUCAUUAUGCCAAUUAAGACCUUAGCUGUAUCUCUCUCUGCAUGUGUGUGUCAAUAAGUGGUAUGUUGCAUAUUAGAUUUAAAAAAGAAUGGAAAAUUCUGCAAUGGCUUGAUUGAAAAUUUCAUCACAAAAUUUCUUGCUUGUGUACUCAUUGUAGAAAGCACAUAUUUUGCCAUGCAUAAUUAUAUGCUGCUUUCUUUUCUUCUGCACAUUUCUGUUAGUGAGUGCUCCCUUAUUCAGUGUGACAAUUCAGAACAACAACUGAAACAUGGAAAUACCUGUUUACAAAAAGUGCUGCAACGAAAUGGUAUUUUUCUCCCAAAUAUUACAUCACUUGAGCAAAUACACAGCUCAUGUUGGGGAACACAUAGGCUGUUACAUAUUUAUGUUUAGUACAUUUUAAGAAAAAGAAAAUGGGCAUCCUCAAAACGGGAAACUCUUGGUUGCCUAACAUUUCUUGUAACACAAUGAGAAAUUUAGAUUAUGUGAAAGUUUUUAUGCUAUUGAAAUGUUGAUAAAAAAAGUCCCAUCUGACAGUAUUGAUAUAAACCAAAAUUUGAUUAAUUAAAACAAAAUUACUAUAACCUGAAUGUUAGCAUAGUUUAAAUUAAUAAAUGCAAUUGGAAAAUAUUAGUAAUAUAAUUUUUUUAAAAAAGGUUUCAGGAGAUUUAACAUAAAAAUAACAAAAAAUCACUCUGUUACAAAGUUAAUCACAAAAAUAAGGCAAUAACAAAAGUUGCUUUUCUGGUUGCAUUUCUCUGUUCAAAGAUCAAAAAAGUUUUUUAAAAAAGCUGCAGUAAAAAUCUACAGUGAUCAAUUUUUGUAAAUGGCCAUGUCAACCAACAUGCACACUUAGGUAGAAGAAUUCAGAUUGAAUUCUUGAAAAAUAAGAGAAUCUUUAGAAAUUAGCCAAAUCUUUUAAUAGAUUAAAUUGUUAGAAGCAACAGAUAUUUUCAGUGUUGCUGACAUGUAUCUGUCUGUCUUAUCUAGCUGUUAUCUAAUAAAUUAGAAAAUAAUUUUAAAUUAUUUUUUUUUCAGAAAUAACAUGCAAGGCAAUAGCGAUGAAAAACUGAUCUAUCUAUCUAUCAGGAAGAAUGUGUGUGUUAUAUAUACUUAUCUGUGAGGCAGAAAUUCUGGUACAUUGGUUCAUGGACAAGCAGCAAGUUUUUGUUUCUCUUUUUCCAUAUAUAUCUAUAUUAGCCAAUGCUUUACAUUUGUUCUAUAAAUAGAGCACCAGAGUCUCAAAUGUUACUUGUUUCAGUACUUCCCCAAACCACACAAAGGGAUAUUUCUUAUUGUCUAUUCAUGAGGCAAAGAUACAUACUUAAUCCAUAAAUCUUAAACACCUAGUAUAAGACUUUUACAUGCAGCUCAUGCCUUCUCUGAUUCUUAGCACUGGACAUAAUGUCUUACAGGAAUUCAUUGAAUAGAGCCAAAACAAUGGUUUUCCUAUUUCAAGGAUCUUGUAACACAGCUUGUAAAGAGUAUCAUGAUAAACUUCAAAGGAUGUUUCACCUAAAUCCAGGUCUUUGAUGUGGGAAAUUUCCAUUUUUCCAAUGGAAAAUCUUACAUAUCGUAGAAUUUGAAUUAAAAGUAGUGAAGAUCUCAAUAUAUUCCAUAACAUCUGUAAC
Molecule: messenger RNA, 7922 nt
Organism: Thamnophis elegans (Western terrestrial garter snake)
Lineage: Eukaryota; Metazoa; Chordata; Lepidosauria; Squamata; Natricidae
Gene: SOCS6
Product: suppressor of cytokine signaling 6
Exons: 2
Coding region: 890-2491 (533 amino acids)
Biological process (GO): intracellular signal transduction; protein ubiquitination; phosphatidylinositol phosphate biosynthetic process
Cellular component (GO): phosphatidylinositol 3-kinase complex
Molecular function (GO): 1-phosphatidylinositol-3-kinase regulator activity
Source: RefSeq, a predicted model, not a curated record